Molecule: messenger RNA, 651 nt
Organism: Lachancea dasiensis
Lineage: Eukaryota; Fungi; Ascomycota; Saccharomycetes; Saccharomycetales; Saccharomycetaceae
Source: the annotation of a GenBank genome assembly
AUGUCUGCUAACUUGGAUAAGUCUCUUGACGAGAUCAUUGGUACCAACAAAAAACCAAUCAGAAAAACCAACAAGAAGGCCCCCAAAAAGGUUUCCAAACAGGUUGCGGGCGGGAACCGUCGCGGAGCUUCUGUUGCAGGCGUCAGACCAAGAGCGGCCCCCGGAAAGUCCGCGUCUGUCUUGGAACAAGCAUACGGUACUAAGGUCAGUGUGGAAGGCUUGCCAAGAGACAUUAAACAGGAUGCCGUCAGAGAAUUUUUUGCCUCUCAAGUAGGAGGUGUUGCCAGGAUCCUUUUAAGUUACAACGAAAGAGGUUUGUCAACUGGUAUGGCAACCAUCACUUUCAAGAACGUCGAAAAGGCCAGAGAAGCCGUCAAGAAGUUUAAUGGCGCGCCUAUUGAUGGUGGAAGAUCGAAGUUGAGACUCAGCUUGAUCAUUGAUCCUACUAAAAAACCAUUAACCUCCAGAAUUCAAGCUGUUGUGGAACGUAAGCCAGUGCCAGUCAAGGGCCCUAACAAGAAAGUUGCUGUUGUCAAGAAGCAAAAGAGAGACGACAAGAAAAAGGCCGGUCCAAAAGCUAAACCCGAAAAGAAAAGCCUUGAGCAACUAGACCAAGAAAUGGCCGAUUACUUCGAAGAGAAGAAAGAUUAA